AUGUUUCCUUCUCUGGCUGAGAAGCUGUAUGCUUCGCAACCUCCAAUCAAUACCUCCAGUGUCUGGAACCGAACAGAGGUACGACCUAUCGACGGGUUUGUCUAUGCCAUAAGCCCCUUCAACUUCACGGCACUCGCCGUCAACCUGGUCAUUGCGCCUCUGAUUGUGGGAAAUGUGGUCGUUUGGAAACCCAGCCCGGGAGCGAUUUACUCAAGUUGGCUCUUCAAUGAGAUCAUGAUUGAAGCCGGGUUGCCGCCGGGCGUUUUGCAAUUCCUGCCCGGUGAUGCUGAACUUGUGACUGGAGCCGUUUUCUCGAAUCCAGACUUCGGAGGACUGCAUUUCACAGGAAGUACAGUUGUUUUCAAGAGCCUCCUCGGCAAAAUCGGCUCCAAAAUGGACUUUUGGAAAUCGUAUCCGCGUGUCGUCGGUGAGACAGGUGGGAAGAACUUCCAUCUGAUUCACUCUUCCGCCGCUGUCAGGAACGCCGCGCUGAAGUCGGUACGAGCAGCCUUUGAGUACCAGGGUCAAAAGUGCAGUGCUCUAUCUCGAGUAUAUGUCCCAGCCUCCCUAGCCGACUCUUUUAAACGUGUCUUGGUUGAGGAGACCGAGGCCCUCACAAUGGGUGAAGCUUUCACAGAUUUUAUUGGGCCUGUCAUCAAUGAAACAGCCUUCAAGAGGGUCACGGGCUAUAUUCGUGAGGCCAUGGAGUCUCCCGGUAUCACCGUUCUUGCUGGUGGCCAGUUCGACGACUCCAAAGGAUGGUUCAUCAGGCCGACCAUUGUCGAAACCCAAGACCCCAUGUCCAAAUUCAUGAAGGAAGAGAUAUUUGGCCCGUUCAUGUGUGUCUACACCUACGAUGACAAGGAUUUUGGCCCCACUAUCUUCCGGCUGAUUGACGACACGACCGAAUAUGCACUCACUGGUGCCAUAUUUGCGAAGGAUCGAGCAGCGAUCAUUGAGGCGACCGAAGCGCUCCGGUUUUCAGCUGGCAAUUUCUACAUCAAUGAUCAAUGUACCGGUGCGAUGCCUGGACAACAACCGUUUGGUGGCUCUCGAGCCAGUGGAACCAAUGACAAGUGUGGUACAGUGGGGUUGUUGAGUCGGUUUACAUCUCAAAGAACGAUCAAGGAAAAUUUCCACGUCAUUGACAGCGUCUUGUAUCGGUCCAACAUGGCAUAA
Messenger RNA from Fonsecaea nubica, 1179 nucleotides. Its product is annotated as 1-pyrroline-5-carboxylate dehydrogenase. Gene Ontology annotation, molecular function: L-glutamate gamma-semialdehyde dehydrogenase (NAD+) activity. Lineage: Eukaryota; Fungi; Ascomycota; Eurotiomycetes; Chaetothyriales; Herpotrichiellaceae. The record is from RefSeq and is a predicted model, not a curated record. Gene Ontology annotation, cellular component: mitochondrial matrix. The transcript has 4 exons. Bases 1 to 1179 code for a protein of 392 amino acids.